Puntigrus tetrazona (Sumatra barb) is the source of this 2173-nucleotide messenger RNA. RefSeq names its product enoyl CoA hydratase domain containing 1 (gene echdc1). The record is from RefSeq and is a predicted model, not a curated record. The coding region runs from base 762 to 1661 and encodes 299 amino acids. Gene Ontology annotation, biological process: fatty acid beta-oxidation. Gene Ontology annotation, molecular function: enoyl-CoA hydratase activity. Gene Ontology annotation, cellular component: cytosol. The transcript has 6 exons. NCBI's taxonomy places the organism in Eukaryota, Metazoa, Chordata, Actinopteri, Cypriniformes, Cyprinidae.
CACAAAAGUGGCCAGUGGGUAUUUACAGACAUCUAACGAAGUCAUGUUCAGAUUCAUAUUUUCAAUUUAUAAUUUAGAAAAUGAAAAAAAAAAAGAAAAGAAAAUUAAAGCUGUCAUUAAUGUUACACGUAACACUAAUAUGUUUAUGGGCUAUGCAUUCUAAAUAAAAACCCUUCUCAUGCAUGGUGUGCUGUGCAGUAUUAUUCUGAGCAAGUUAAACAUUACUGCUCAGGUAGAAACAGAGAGUGUUCCUCUCAUCAGUCUGAGGAAGAGCGUCCAGGUGAGGCAGGGUCUUCUUCUGGUUCUCACACACUUUCUGGCAGUGUUUCUCAGUGUGUGUGUGUGUUUAGGUCCCACUGAGGUUGGCCCUAACUGAAGGUUAAUGUCUGUUACAUACAUGAUACCAUCCUUUAGGUCCGUGCAGGGAGCGCGUUGACGAACAGCGCCGCCUCGUGGACAUGUAAAGCAUCUUCUAGAAAACAAGGUGAAUAACCCCGUCGUCAUCUCUGGUACGGAUUUCGUCUGCUUUCGCAUGAAAGUGAUUUUCUUCGACGCUCUCAUUCCAAACAGCGGCAGCUUCAUUCGUUAACGCGGGGCUCCAACGAGGCGGGAUCUACAUGUCAACACUUUGUUUCUUUCAGGACCGUUUUUAAAGUUACGCCGACUUCUCAAAACGGGUCAAGUGCGGGUCAAGUGCGACUCAAAGCGUUAAAAGCAGAACAAGAUCAUUCCAGAGCGGGGCAAGACUCGGCAGCGGCAUCAUGAGUGUGUGCGGAGCGGCUCGGUGCCGGUGGGCCCUGAGGAGGACCCUCCAGCAGAACCGAACCAGAACCGUCUGCGGGAGCGGGUCUGCCGACGGUUUCCGGGAGAAGCUGCAGGCGUUCUCCGGGGGAUCCGUGGAGCUCCGGAAGCAGCAGGAGUCCGGCAUCGCGGUGCUCACCGUCAACAACCCCGCGCGCAGGAACGCGUUCUCCGGCAGCAUGAUGCUUGAACUGGAGCAGCGGGUGUGUGACCUGGAGAGCUGGACCCAAGGGAAGGCUGUGAUCGUGCAGGGAGCUGCUGGAACCUUCUGCUCUGGAUCGGAUCUCAAUGCAGUCAGAGCCACAGCGAACCCACACGAUGGCUUGAAGAUGUGUGAGUUCAUGCAGGACACUCUCACCAGACUCCUCAGGCUGCCGCUCGUCUCAGCCGCUCUGGUGGAGGGAAGAGCACUGGGAGGAGGAGCAGAGCUCACCACUGCCUGCGACUUCAGGUUGAUGACGUCUGAUGGUGUUAUCCAGUUUGUUCAUAAGCACAUGGGUUUGGUACCUGGAUGGGGAGGAGCUGCCAGGCUAGUUCGUAUUGUUGGCAGUCAGAACGCCCUGACGCUACUGAGCGGGGCUAAAAAAGUCGAUCCAGACUUUGGAAAACAGAUAGGACUGGUUGAUGAGGUGCUCCACUGCUCUUCUGGUGAAGGACAAGCACUGUCUCACGCCGAGCGGUGGCUGGCUCAGUUCAUCAAGGGCCCAGCUCCGGUGAUCCAGGCACUGAAGAAGGUCGUCGUCUCGGGAAGAGAGCUUCCUCUGGACGAAGCCAUGAAAACCGAGAGAAGUGUGUUUGGGACCGUAUGGGGCGGCCCGGCCAACCUCGAAGCUCUGGCUGAAAAACCGAAGCAUAAGUGACCGAAAGGAUUGUUUUGCAGAGUUCGUGUCGACUUGCACAUGCACGUAUUACUAAAUUAAUAUCAUUUAUCUGAGUGGUGUUUCUUUCAGAGAUUUGCGGGAUUUUCUCCACAUUCAUGCAGUCCUUUAUUAAUGGCCUUUAUCCAACGCCAUAGCGUAACAUUCUUGUCUUAUUUUUGCGUAAAGCACAAACCAAAGCAAUGCUGGCUAAUUAAAACACAUGAAUCCAAGGUCAAUCAAACUCAGUGUGAAGGUGAGCGUCACCAUGCCUCAUCAAGAACUAAAUGCUUUGAUACCUUCAGUCCUAUUGAGCGUUCAUAGCUGUGUAUAAUUGUUUUUAUAGUCUUCAUAUUGAAUAUAUUCAUGGAAGAACCAUGCUUGAUGUGACUGGCCUCAUCCUGUCGGGUGAUCAGAAACUUGGACCAGUCCCUGAGGUAACGAGGUAUUGUGAAGUAUUGUGCCUGCGUUUAAAUUUCUUUACAAAACGAAUAAAAAAACGAAUCUUUUUGAAA